AUGAUAAUUAGAAAAGGGGAACCGAGGUACGGAAAUCUGUUAGAAUAUAAAAAGACAGCCCUUCUUCUCUUUAUAAACACCCAAAAACUCUUCCAUAUGCCCAAAUUCGAUUACAACAACCAAGACCCUGAGUACCGUCGCCAUCAAGCAGAUGUGUUGAAGCAGAAUACUGACCUAUUCUUCGGUAUCAUCGGGAACAAUGAUCUACCCGACAAUGAGCCUAAGCGUUCUUACAAGGGGUACAAACUGAUCAAAGACGAGGACAGCGAAGCUACCACUCCCCUCCUCAGCAAGCAGAGCAACAACCAAACCACAGCAUCAUCAACAUCACAUUCAUACCACUCACACAACUCACACCAUUCGCAACCUCAGCUACGCAAGUAA
Molecule: messenger RNA, 384 nt
Organism: Wallemia ichthyophaga EXF-994
Lineage: Eukaryota; Fungi; Basidiomycota; Wallemiomycetes; Wallemiales; Wallemiaceae
Exons: 1
Coding region: 1-384 (127 amino acids)
Source: RefSeq, a predicted model, not a curated record